UGAAGAUCGCGGAGUUUCAACGAAAGCUGAGCCUCGGACCGGUCGGCUGCCUCGCUGCUCGGUUGGCUGCUCCUCACAUCAGCGCGCAGCCGCCCGCCCGGGAGUCACACGGCCCAGCCUCGCGUCUGCUUUGCGGCCACCCGCACUGGACUCGCCCGCGCCACUCCACCCCCCACCGCUUGUGAUGGUUCGCCGCUCGGGUGAUGCCCAUUCCCGCCGGAGAUAGGAAGCUCCGCUCGGAACUUGUGUGAAACUUCUCGAGAGCCAUUCAGGUCGUCUUCGCGUGAUGGCUUUUUUGGUGCCGCUCGCGCUCUUCGCGUGGACCUGCUGCGCGCGCCUCGGAUACUGCGCCCUGCUCCCCGCCGAGGGGGAUUUUACGCGCGCGGUGGAGCGGAGGCACCCGGUGGCGGCUUCCCCGAUUGCUCCCGUCGUGGUAGCGGGGAGCCCGGGUGGGCUGUCCCAGGACACGGUGACCGAGCACAUGCACAUGCUGUACGACAAGUACAACAAGGCGGGAUUCCCCUUCAAGGACGGGAACACGGUGCGCAGCUUCAAGGCGCACUGGGGCGUGAUCAACAAGAAGCAGCUUCAGAUCUUCAACCUGACGUCACUCACUAAGUCCGAAGACGUCCUCUCCGCCGCGUUGCACUACUACAUCGGGGACCUCCGCAACGGCAGCGGGUCCUGCACUCGACCCCGAGGCUGCGUCCUUCACGGCCCCCACAGGCGCAGCCACGUCCAGGCCGUCAUCUGGAGCUUCGCCCCCGAGGUCGACCGGAUGAGGACUUUGGGCCAGUUCCGCAUCAACGUGUCCAAGCACGACCGGGACUUUAUCUCCUGGCAGUGGAAGGACAUCACCCGGGUGGUCAACCAGGCCAAGGCGCACCAGCAGCUCCUCAUCGGCAUCGAGGUGGCCUCGGGGGGACCCCGGCCCUGGAAGGAACUCCUGGCUGACCGCUCCCCUUACAUCCUGGUGUACGCCAACGACUCUGCGAUCUCGGAGCCCGAGAGCGUGGUGGCGACCCUCAGGAGGAACCCCUCGGCAGGGGACCCGAAGGCGGGGCAACGUGAGCGCAACGCGACGGAACCGCAGCGGAGCUCUUCCAGAUCCAAGCGCUCUGUCAACGUCCCGCUCCCCCUGCAGAACAACGAGCUGCCCGGACCCGAGUACCCCUACGAGACCACCGGUUGGGACGAGUCCAGUCCCUACGAGCCCUUCCGGAGCAAGCAGGCCCGCCGGCCACUUCGGAAAAAGAGCCGCAAGAACCCGAGGCACAAGAUGCCUCUGCUGCAGUUUGAUGAGCAUACCAUCAAGAAGGCCCGGAAGAAGCAGUGGAACGAGCCCCGCAACUGCGCACGGCGCUACCUCAAAGUGGACUUUGCCGACAUCGGCUGGAGCGAGUGGAUUAUUUCGCCAAAGUCUUUUGACGCCUACUACUGUGCCGGAUCCUGCCAGUUCCCCAUGCCAAAGGCCCUGAAGCCUUCCAACCACGCCACGAUCCAGAGCAUCGUGCGGGCGGUGGGCGUGGUGCCCGGCAUCCCGGAGCCGUGCUGCGUCCCAGAGAAGAUGUCCUCCCUCAGCAUCCUCUUCUUCGACGAGGACAAAAACGUGGUGCUCAAAGUCUACCCCAACAUGACGGUGGAUUCGUGCGCGUGCCGAUAGUUCCCUUGGCGCACCGCCCCUUCUUUCCUCCGUCACCACGGAAGCAAAUCCCGGAAAGAUUCUUUCCUCUCCCAUUUCUUUUUGAAAUGCCUCACGUCAACAAAGGACCCGACUGACUGGGCACUGCAAGGUGGUGCGUCAUGUGGUUCCGGGUGAUCGGGGGUGUGGCGGCAGGAAGCGACGGCGUCUCAAGGAAGGCGGCCGCAGAAUGGAGGAACACUGAAGGAUGAAUCCUCUUCCCAAACUUUUAAAAACCACAAGCCCCUUUUGAUUAUGCAACGGCGAUCCAAAUGGUGGAUUCCUUUUCUUUUUUUUUUUUUAAUACUCAUCCAUGCACCACCAUAAUUGAACGCACCACCACCCCCCUUAAAAAAACAACCAAAAAAAAAAAGUUUUACCCACUGAAACAAACUUAACCAGGCAGGUUAUCAGCUUUUUUCGUAACCUGCUAAAGCAUCGCACCCUCGCCAACAUCAUCAGCCCCCCCCCCCCCCGCCUGAUUUUUUUCACAAAAUAAGACAUCCUCGGGUUGUUUUGAAAGCUCCACACCAAAACAGCUAUUUAUGCAGACCAAACAUUUCCCGUGCGCGCUCUCUCGUACAUGUUGGUGUACAUACUGCAGCUUUUGUUGACAAGUGCCUUUUGUUUCCUCAUCCGAUUGUGAUGAAAAGCUUUUAUUGUGGAAUGUGUUCAAAAUAUAUAUUUCAAAUAAUUUUAAUCCUUCAGAGACCUUUAUUUUGUGUUUUUUGUUUUGGGGAGUGGGGGAGGGGGGGAUAACUUUUAUAUAUUUUGUAUGUUUUGUUAGCGAUGCAUGCCGAAGACUCACUGUGGCCUUUUCUUUUUGUGUCAAUGUUAAGAAAACGCUUGUACGAUAAGCUUGCUGGAGUAUAUUUGUACAUGGAAACGUCUCGAAGCUAUUUAUUGUUGUCGAUCUGGUGGAGGGGGUGUGGCCCUGGGAUGAGGGAGGCGGGGUCUUUCCACAUGACGGACAUUCGACCUUUGGCCUCUCAGCCCGGGCAACGCCGAAAACUCGCAUAAGUAUUCGAAGUCAUGAAUAAAAGGAUGCCAAAGUCAAA
This is a messenger RNA of Hippocampus comes (tiger tail seahorse), 2739 nucleotides long. It is a transcript of the gene bmp3, whose product is annotated as bone morphogenetic protein 3. Bases 287 to 1663 code for a protein of 458 amino acids. Gene Ontology annotation, cellular component: extracellular region. Lineage: Eukaryota; Metazoa; Chordata; Actinopteri; Syngnathiformes; Syngnathidae. The transcript is spliced from 4 exons. The record is from RefSeq and is a predicted model, not a curated record. Gene Ontology annotation, molecular function: cytokine activity; growth factor activity.